ACCGACAACAUGAUAUAAAAAUGUUUCAUGCAUUUGCUGAAACACGCAACGUACCAUACCCUGGACAUUACAUUAUAGCCUUCUUCUCUGGUCAUCCAUCGUUACAUGGUUGAAUAUUGAAUUCAAAGAUGAAGUUGGGAUUGUUGGUAUUGCUAGUCUUGUUCAGCUCCUCCUCUAUUUGUUCAGCUUGGUUUGGUAGUAAACACAAAACUUCAAGUACAAGUACAAGUUCAAGUUCAAGUGGAAGCGGAAGGUACUCCAAUCGUCACGAAGCAUCAUCGUCAUCAUCCUCGCCAUUCCUACUAAACCGUUUUCGUUCUAGCUCAUCCGUCGUGUUACCGGUUCACGGCAAUGUCUAUCCUGUUGGGUUUUAUAAUGUGACUCUGAACAUCGGGCAGCCACCAAGGCCAUAUUUUCUUGAUAUUGACACGGGUAGCGACCUCACGUGGCUUCAAUGCGAUGCCCCUUGUGCCCGUUGCUCUCAGACACCCCAUCCACUUUACAGGCCCAGCAAUGACUUAGUGCCAUGCAGACAUGCCCUCUGUGCAUCCUUGCACCACACUGAUAACUACAACUGUGAAGACCCACAUCAAUGUGACUACGAAGUUGAGUAUGCAGAUCAUUACUCAUCCCUUGGUGUACUUGUCCAUGAUGUCUAUACUCUCAACUUUACAAAUGGAGCCCAACUUAAAGUUCGUAUGGCACUUGGAUGUGGAUAUGAUCAGAUUUUUCCAGAUCCUUCACACCAUCCGUUAGAUGGAAUGCUUGGCCUUGGCAGAGGAAGAACCAGCUUGACAUCACAGCUGAAUAGUCAGGGUUUGGUGCGAAACGUGAUUGGACACUGUUUGAGUGCACAAGGAGGAGGGUAUAUCUUCUUUGGAGAUGUUUAUGAUUCUUCUAGACUGACUUGGACUCCGAUGUCAUCCAGAGACUACAAGCAUUACUCAACAGCAGGGGCAGCUGAACUCCUUUUUGGAGGGAAGAAAGCUGGGGUUGGAAGUCUUUUUGCUGUUUUUGACACCGGGAGUUCUUACACUUACUUCAACUCUAAUGCUUACCAAGCACUAAUUUCUUGGUUGAGGAAAGAUUUAGUUGGAAAGCCCCUAAAAGAAGCACAUGUUGAUCAAACUCUCCCUCUCUGUUGGCAAGGUAAAAGACCUUUCAGAAGCGUAUAUGAAGUGAGAAAAUACUUCAAGCCAAUCACUCUUGGUUUCACUAGCAAUGGGAGAAAUAAAGCUCCGUUUGAGAUCCCUCCUGAAGCGUAUUUGAUAGUAUCAAACAUGGGAAAUGUUUGCUUGGGCAUUCUAAACGGCUCUGAAGUAGGAAUGGGGGAUAUGAACCUAAUUGGAGACAUAUCCAUGUUAAACAAAGUGAUGGUUUUUGACAACGACAAGCAAUUGAUUGGUUGGACAUAUGCAGAUUGUGACCGUGUUCCGAAAUCCAGAGAUGUCAGCAUUUGAUCACAAAAGGAUACCUCUGUCAUAAUCAAAUAAUAGCUAUUAUCCUACUUUAUAGAACAAGAUGGUAGUAUCAUACGAGUGUUUAUCUGCUUAUGUAGAAAGCCAUAUAUUGUGCAUAACAUUAUAGAGACCUUGAUUAUUACUGUUUAUAGAGUAUACUCCUAUUUCCGACUUGUUACGCGUGCAGAGAAACCAGUCUCAUCAAAAAUCAUAUGACAUUAGUUUGAUUGAACGGUUUUGAGGAUUUAAUUUGGAAUUGGGAAGGCAAAGCGAAGAGUCAAAAAGAGUAAUGCAGGUUGAUGCAAAUAUUAGGUGCAUCUCUUGAUUCUAUGAUUAAUUGGCAGAUUUUAUACAAUAAUAUAUUGUCAAAUGUCAAUCGAUUCUGUUUCUCAACAUUUUUGGAUCUAUUCAAAUUUGAGUGUAGCAACAUCAUCAAUUAUGGACAAUUCAUAAACCGGAUAAUUCGACAAACAGUAUCAACUCAUUAUUAGUACA
Cajanus cajan (pigeon pea) is the source of this 1955-nucleotide messenger RNA. Its product is annotated as aspartic proteinase Asp1. The record is from RefSeq and is a predicted model, not a curated record. Lineage: Eukaryota; Viridiplantae; Streptophyta; Magnoliopsida; Fabales; Fabaceae. Gene Ontology annotation, biological process: proteolysis. Gene Ontology annotation, molecular function: aspartic-type endopeptidase activity.